Didymodactylos carnosus is the source of this 1479-nucleotide messenger RNA. The record is from the annotation of a GenBank genome assembly. NCBI's taxonomy places the organism in Eukaryota, Metazoa, Rotifera, Eurotatoria, Philodinida, Philodinidae.
AUGGCAUGGGAUGUAUUUCAAAAAAUUCGUCGUGUAUUAAAAUUUAAAUCAUGUCGUAUGAUUAUUAUGUUAGCACUAACUGUGUUUAUUGCAUUGGCCGAAAUAAUAUUUGGUAUUCGUGUACAUUCUCAAUUAUUAAUCGCUGAUGGUCUCUUCUCAUUUGCUGAAGGUAUAGCACUUGCGGGUGCUCUAUUAGCAUUGAGAUUUGCACAAGAAGAACGUAAAUUACAACGAAAUACAUUUGGAUGGGCUCGCCUUGAAUUAUUAGCUGGCCUAUUACAAGAAGUAUUAUUAUUGUCUUUAUCGUUAAGUAUAAUUGUUGAUGCUAUUAAUAAAAUAAUAAAUCCAGGUCACGUUGAACAACCUGUUGUAAUGAUCGUCUUAGGAUCAGUUGGAGCGGCUAUUGGCAUUCUCGGUAUGAUAAUGUUCAGAGGCUAUCAUCAUGAUCACAAUAUUGAAUAUGAAAUUGUUGAAAAACGAAAAGAUGAUUUUGUUAAAUCCGUCCAUGAUACAUUACAACAUGACAUAAUCGAAGAUCAUUCUCAAUCACAUGAUGUUGGUAAUGGUAAAGUUAUUGAAGAAAUGGUAAUACCACAAUUAAUUGUACAUGAAUCAAUAGAAGAAGAACAAUCAUUAAUUAAUGAACAACAACAAACUCCGUAUUCAUUGGAUUUAUCCACUGAAGACGAAGAACACCAUCAAAAGAUAGAAUUAAUUGAGAAUACUGACAAUAAUCCAUUGAAAAUUCCAACUAUCUAUAGUCGUUCGAGUAGUAGAACGUCAACUUAUACGCAUCAAACUGAUUGUUUAGAUGAUGAACAAUUUGAGGAAUCCAGAAUAUAUGCUACAUUACAUGCCUUACGUUUACAUUCAUUGGCCGUUCUAUUAGAAUCAUUAAUUGUUCUAUUAUCUGGUUUACUUAAUUUAUUUGUUCCAAAUAAAGAUGAAAAUAAGAACGAUAUUAAUCUUUGGCUAAAAUAUGUCGAUCCCUCUUUAACAUUACUUAUGGUCAUUGUAAUUGCCAUCAAAGCAGUACCCGUUGUUUGGUCAUUAGGCCAUAUUUUAGUUGAAUCGGUACCGGCCGGUAUUAAAACGGAACAAUUGAUGCAAUCAAUAUUAAAGGGUAUACCACAAAUAAGAGCUGUUCAUAAUUUUCAUGUUUGGAGAGCAACUGCAAAAGAUGUCUUUGCAUCAAUUCAUCUUGUCUGUGACGAUGAUGUACUAUUGAGUACUCAGACACAAAUAUUUGGACGUCAAUUAAAAACUAUUUUUGAAACACAUUGUAUUCGGCAUUUUACAUUACAAUUUGAAUAUAAUACAAAAGAUAUAAACCGGUGUGUAUAUGGUAUGAGAAAACAAAGAGGACAUUAUUUAACAACACAACGAAAACCAAAUAUUGAAGAUGUACAAAUUUCGACUAAAGAUAAUCUGUCAAUAUGCAAUAAUUCACAAGUAGAAAAUGAGAUGAAGGCUUUUUGA